Molecule: messenger RNA, 4081 nt
Organism: Trichogramma pretiosum
Lineage: Eukaryota; Metazoa; Arthropoda; Insecta; Hymenoptera; Trichogrammatidae
Product: male-specific lethal 1 homolog
Exons: 6
Coding region: 792-2549 (585 amino acids)
Cellular component (GO): MSL complex
Source: RefSeq, a predicted model, not a curated record
AUGCGAACUUGCUGCGUGUACAGUCUGUGUACUUACCGUCGCGUUACACACAUAUACACGCGUACAGCGUCAGUAAGUCGACACUCGCUUGUUUUCCGUUAUACCUAUACCACGCGUGUGUGUACCGACUAUCGGAGUUUACAGUGAGGUGUACAAAACAGCCCAAGCCACGACAUAUACACAAACGCGUACAACUACGUAGCAUCUUCGAGCACCUAUACAUGUGGGCGUUCGAUCAUAAUUGUGAAGUGUACUCGCGACGCGUAAUGCGUUUAUCAACGUUCGAUUGUGCGCGAUAGUAUUGUCGGUGCAUAAUGCAUAGCGCCAUGUAGACGGAAUCAGCGGCGAUCCUGAAACCCCUAGGCCCAGCUCGGCAUCCUGCGCGUCCUUUCGUCUACCCACUCGACGCAUAUACCUAUAGGUAUACAGGAUACUACUCGUACCUAUCGUAAAAAAGAGUCAGACUCCGAACUCGCGACACGAGUCGACGCGAGCCUGCAGCAGCAGCACAGGCUUCUGCCGCCCGCAACACGCUACGUCGUACGCGCCACGCACAAGUGCUCCUACCAGCGACCUUGGCCGUUCUUUCGCGCUAGCUCGAUACUCGAUUGUCGCUGAAAUCUCGCGCGUCUGUUGUUUGUUGUCGAUUGUUCCAACAAGCCGGAGGCAUCGGGGCCGGCAAGUCAAGCCGCUUGGAUGUGGAUGCUGGGCGUCAACAAGAAAACCAGCAGCAGCAGCUACGGAGCGGCAGGCUACGGGCCGUGCCGCUGCUGCCGGCGGCGGCCGAUAGCAUGUCGUCGUCGCCGGCUGCUCAACAGCAGCAGCAACAACAACAACAACUACCCAAGCAUCGAUCACCCUCGCCUCAACAACAGCAGCAGCAGCAGCAGCAGUUGCUGCAUAACAAAGUGUUGAACGGUGAAGUAACGACCAGUGAUGCGAUAGCGCCGGCUCCAGUGCUGCCAGUGUCUUCGCAUAAAAAGUCAAGGGCUCCGCUGGACGGCGUCGUCUCGAGUACUCAGAGGCAGCGCAACGCUGCCAGGCUCUCUCACGCCAAAGUUGAAGAGGAAACUAAAGGAGAAGUUGUUGUUAACAACAUGGUUGCGGCGAUGAAUGAACAUCUUACAGCAUCGUCGACAACAAAUAGUGUACGUUUGACGACAGUGAGCUCAAAGAUAAAAGAGCUGAAAAGUAAAGAUAAAAAUAAUACUAUUAUUUCGGACAACAGAAAAGUUGUCAGCAUACUUGGAUAUCCUUGUGAUUUCGAUCACAUGUAUGCCAGUAUGAUAGACGGAGAAUCAUCCACAGCAACAUCAGCUCUAGGAAGUGGUUCUUUAAAAGACACUGAAACUCGACAUAAUAGUUUGAUUGAAGUUAAACAUUUGAAAGAACUUCUUCUUCUUCAUUUGGACUUGAUUCAACAACAAUCUGAACAAAUAGUUACGAAAGAUAAAUUAUUGACAGCCCUCCGGCAAGAAAAUGAAAAUCUUAAAAUGCGUUUGGAACGCAUGGACAGACGAGUUAAUUUACAAAAAAUGCGAUCUGACAGUUCUGAAAAUGCAAAUGAUCAGUCAGGUCCUUGUUCGCCGCCACAUCUGAACGCAUCUCCCAAUAGUCUUCCUUCAAAAAGUGAUCGUAACAAAGAUUCCAAUCUAGUUGAAUGUAUAAGUUCUCAACACAAUGAAAGUUUUAAAUUUAGAUUAAGUUCAAGUGGCGGCAUUACACCUGUAAAACAAGAAUCUCCAGACAAGCUUGACUGCAAGCAAGAAUCCAACGAGGAAGCCUGGGAUAGUAAAAAAAGAAGAAAAUCUGAGUUGACAGCUGUAAAUAAUUGUGCCAAAAGAAAAAGAGGCAUAUCAAGCUCUUCUACAAUCAGCAAUGAUACUAUGUCUACAGUGCCCGAAUCUUUUGGAGGUAAAGGGCCUAAUUUUGAAGUUUUAAGAAAGUUAGAAAAAAAAGGAAAAUCUUUGACAAAAAGAGAAUCAUUUCUAACUUCUGAAGAACCAUAUUACACAGCCGUAGGAGAACCUAAUUACUCCUUAUGUCUGAAAAGUAGAGUAUCCCCUGAAGAUACCACUUCUAGUAACUUGGAAGUCCCAAACUGGAGAGUUAAGGUUUAUACAAGUUGUUAUACCAUGGAAGGAACUGAAAACUUAGAUGAUGAAAUUUUUAAUAAACGACAUCUAAAAUUAGAAAAUGAUGAAAGAAGAAGAAAAAGAUGGGAUGUUCAACGAAUAAGAGAGCAAAGGCAUAUUGAAAAAUUGAAACAAAGACAAGAAAAACAAAACCAUCACGCUGCAUGUCUCAAUUUAAAUCAUAGUGGACCAUGUUUAUCAGCCACGGAGGAAAAUAAUGUAACAACUUUAUGGCCUGAAAUAGAUCAACUGCAAAGCAUUCAAGUUGACGACUAUAUACCUGUUUCUGCAUUUGGAUCCUCAAUUCCAUGUUAUACAGCAAGCAUAUUUUCUUUACCUUGGUUCAUCAACGCUAAAUCAAAGAUUCGAAGGAACAAAAGAUUAAGCAACAGAAGAAAAAAGUCAAGAAGAUAAACUUUAGUGUGAAAAGUGUAUAAGUGAUUUUAAAUUAAUAAGAAACUUUUGAAUUUACACCAAAAUAGAUUAUGGUGUUUAUAGCUAUAAUCUUUUAUUUAUAUAAAGUGCAUUGUGGCAAGAUAUAAAAGGGCACCAAAGAUGAACUUUUAUUUUAAAUAGCCCUAUACUUUUUGAUUUUUUUUCUGAACAAAAUAAUUGAAUGCAAUACAUGAUUAUGAAUUCAAUUCGAUUUUCUUUGGAUGCUCAUUUUGUGAUUAAGACAUUUAUUGAAGUGUCAUUGAAAACUGUAGGCUGAUAUUAACUAAUUUUAUUGAAUAUUGCAACCAAGAUUAACGUUUUAUCAUUUUAUACUGUGACAAAUUUGUAUGAGUAUUAAUUAUGAUUAAUAUUCAUAAAAUAAUAUAUAUUGUAAGUUUCAUAAUAUUUGGUAAAUUAUCAUUACACAAAAGAUAACAUUGAUUAAUGUCUGCGAAUUUUCUCAUAUAGCUAAAAGAAGUAUAACUAUUGAGUAAAAGAAAUUAUUGUAUAAAUGUAGAAAUAAAUUAUAUAUAUAUGAUAUGUGUAUGGAUUUAAUAUCUAUGGACAAAAAUUUGUAAAUUGAAUUCUUUUAACGAAAAAAAUUAUUUAUUAAAGAGCAAAACUACAUUUUGCGUGAAACAGCUCUAAACUCGAGAAUUUUCUUCAUCAUUUCAUAUAUUAAAGUAUUACAUCGAUAAACAUGAUUCCAUAUGAUUUUCAUGAUAUUUGCGGUAAAUUAUCGUAUUUUUUAUUAGUAAAGAGAUGUUUUCCAAAUUUAAAAAAUCUACCACCAGGUUCAUAAAAUAGAAAUUGUCAUGUAUGAGAUAGAGAAACUUCUUGUAAACAAUACAGUAGAUUUUUUUAAUACUUGGAGAUCAUUUUUGUACCAAUCACAAUACACCUCCGAAUUUAAAAAAAAUCUUAUAAAAGUAAUUUUUUCGGAUAUAAUCUUUAAAUUGAAAUUUCACAUUGGAGUAUGUGUUGAGCUUUCUGUACUAUUAAUUAUUUGUAAUCAAUAUCAAAUAUUGUUUUAAUAUCUGCUAUGCUGAAUGAAUGUAACUAUCACUCAAUAAUGUUCUCUGUUCAUCUUAAAUUUCAGUCAAUAAUCGUAUAAAAUUAUUUCUUAUUUCUUGAUACCCCAAUCGAGAGUAAUAUUUUCGACCCGACAGGUGUAACGAAAAUUUUAUUUUCAGUGAAGGGUGUCCAGAAAAAAAGUAUAUGCACUAAGGUGAAAUAAAAAAGAAUGGUUUAUAACACAUAUUCAUUAACCGAAACAAAUUUGAGGUUUAUAAUUUCAAUGUGAUUUAAAACAUUUUAUUUUGUACCUCCUUAGGUCCGCAAUAUACUAUUUUAAAUGAUAAUGAUAUGAGAGAGAAAUAAUUCUGAAAUCUCUAUAAUUGCUCAAGCUUCAAUUUUAUCAUUAAAGAAAAUUCACGUAAUUGUUAACUUGUGAAAUAUGUGACUAAAAUAAAUAAAUGUGGGCCUGUAAAGAAUGAAUUAGAUGAAAAAUA